UACGAAGCAAGUGUAACACUAACAGCAUAGCUGGUCUCUUUCUCUGGGUAAAAGACUGAAUGCAGGAAGAGGCUGGUGGUGGCGAUUGAAGAAGGCAGAGCAAAAUGCGGGGUUAUGUUCCCGUGUUGCUGGCGUUAGCCACCGUGGUGGCGUGCGGCGGUUUGGCGGGGACUAUUCUUCCUCUGGAACGAGCCAUUCCUCUGAACCAAAGAGUGGAACUGGAGGCGCUCAGAGCUCGCGACAGAGCACGCCACGCUCGAAUCUUGCAAGCCGUGCCUGCUGGCGUUAUUGACUUCUCCGUCCAAGGAACCUCCGAUCCUUACUCCGUUGGGUACGGGUUGUAUUUCACGAAAGUGAAGUUGGGAUCUCCUGCAAAAGAGUUUAACGUUCAGAUUGAUACGGGAAGUGACAUCUUGUGGCUAAAUUGCAUUACUUGCAGUAAUUGCCCGCAAUCUAGUGGGUUGGGGAUUCAGCUCAAUUUCUUUGACACAGCUGGCUCAUCCACUGCUGCACUUGUUUCCUGUGAAGACCCGGUGUGUUCUUAUGCGGCUCAACUUCAAACUGCAACAAGUGAAUGCUCUUCUCAGGCUAAUCAGUGCAGCUACACUUUUCAGUAUGGGGAUGGAAGUGGGACAACUGGUUAUUAUGUUUCUGAUACAAUGUAUUUUGACAUGAUCCUGGGACAGAAUUUGUUUUCUAACUCUUCACCUGGCAUUGUCUUUGGGUGUAGCACCUAUCAGUCUGGGGAUUUGACCAAGACAGAUAAAGCAGUUGAUGGAAUUUUUGGGUUUGGCCCCGGUGCUCUAUCUGUUAUAUCACAAUUGUCAUCACGGGGAGUAACACCCAAAGUAUUCUCUCAUUGCUUAAAAGGAGAAGAAAAUGGAGGAGGCGUACUAGUUUUUGGUGAAAUUUUGGAGCCAAGUAUUGUUUAUAGUCCACUUGUCCCAUCACAGCCUCAUUACAACUUAAAUCUUCAGAGCAUUGCUGUCAAUGGACAACUUCUCUCAAUUGAUCCAAAUGUAUUUGCAACAGCCAACAAUCGAGGAACUAUAGUGGACUCUGGCACAACGUUGGCAUACCUCGUUCAAGAAGCUUAUGAUCCUUUUGUCAGGGCUAUAACCGAUGCUGUGUUACAGUUUUCGAAACCCAUAACAUCAAAAGGCAACCCGUGCUAUCUGGUAUCAAACAGCGUAGGUGAUAUAUUUCCUCAAGUCAGUUUAAACUUUAUGGGUGGAGCAUCUAUGGUUUUAAAUCCAGAACAUUACCUCAUGCAUUAUGGUUUCCUUGAUGGUGCUGCAAUGUGGUGCAUUGGCUUCCAAAAAGUAGAGGAGGGAUUCUCAAUUUUAGGAGAUCUUGUCCUAAAAGAUAAGAUAUUUGUAUAUGACUUGGAAAAUCAACGAAUUGGAUGGGCAAAUUAUGAUUGUUCCUUGUCUGUUAACGUCACUGUGGCUACGAGCAAGAGCAAGGAUGCAUACAUCAACAAUUCAGGGCAGAUGAAUGUGAGCUGCUCCCACAUAGGCACUUUCUCCAAGUUGCUAGCUGUAGGCAUUGCUGUUUUCCUUGUGCACAUAAUAGUUUUCAUGGGGUCCUAAUUUCUGUAAACCACAUCCAAGAAUCAAAGCUCUCAUUCUUUGAAACUUACUAGGGUUGGCCGAAGUUUUAUUUAUUAUCGGCAUUCCCUUAUGUUGAAACGGGUGGUGGUCUGCUCUGUAUUUAAUCUCAUUGGUAUCUUUCCAUGUUAAUGAGAGGAUCUCAUUGUAAAGGGGAACUGCCAUAUUUGUAUAUCUCUGGAAAUUGUACUAUUUAUAAACUGAUCUGACUACAUCAAACAGUUUACUUGUGAUUUU
This is a messenger RNA of Cajanus cajan (pigeon pea), 1847 nucleotides long. RefSeq names its product aspartic proteinase 36. Gene Ontology annotation, molecular function: aspartic-type endopeptidase activity. The record is from RefSeq and is a predicted model, not a curated record. Gene Ontology annotation, biological process: proteolysis. Lineage: Eukaryota; Viridiplantae; Streptophyta; Magnoliopsida; Fabales; Fabaceae.